UCAUACGCAUCUGAACCAAAAACAGAUUGAGCGUCUAACUUUUUUAUGCGCUGUUUCGUAGUGUAUCUUCCGCACUUGCGUACUCUUAACAUUUACGUUGCUAAUCAAAAACGAUUUGUUUCAUAGCAGGAAAUUCCGCCACUUAGUACGAUAAGAUUCAGCCAGUAACCAUCCUAUUCCACCUGUGUGUGUGUGUGUCAGUAACUUAAUACUACACGAAAUUUCGCCAUUGUGUCGGUUCUGUGCCACAUGCAAGUGGAAUCGAGCAUUGUUAUUUCCAAGAGUAUCUUUUAAUUCUGGUGUUGCAUGUGACUGGGAGACCGCCAUGGGUGACAUUGCUUUAUCUUUCUGCAAGCAGAUGCGAACAGCGACAAGAGAUGUUCAUGCAGUCAGUGAUGCACUAGUGAAUGCAAAACUUGCAUUUGCACUGUCUGACAACACAGUCUGGGCAGAUGGACUCCUUGUUUUCUACGAAGUGUUUCGAUUCUUGGAAGGUGCAAUGGAUCGUCAUUCGGUAUUGGCGCAAUUAGAGGUGCCUGGAUUACGACGCCGAGAAGCAUUCGAACGUGAUCUUGCACGUUACCUUGGGGAAGGAUGGUGUGGACCAAACUACCAACCACGAGCUAGUGUAGCAACAUAUAUACAUCAUCUUGAAAAACUUGAGAAAGAAGAUCCCGUUCUGCUUUCAGCUUAUAUAUACCAUCUUUACAUGGGAUUAUUGUCUGGUGGUCAGAUUCUAAGACGUAAACGUGCUUUUCGGGAAAAAUUACUACCUGCAGGCUGGUGGCAUGAUGCAGACUCAGACUCUGUAACAGAUUUCCAUCCACAAAAGCCCUCGGCACUAAAAAAGAUGUUAGCUACUGCAAUGGAAGAAUUUGCUAAUGGUUUAACAGCAGACAUGCGUGAGAAAUUAAUUGUGGAGAGCAAAAAUGUAUUUCGCAUGAAUAAUCUAAUUAUUAGAAGUGUAAAAGGUACAACACAAGUAUUUCUGAAAAAGUGUGUUUAUGCAGCUACUUUCCUUUUUUUAAUUGUACUGUUAUAUUUGUACCUGUUUCCAAGGCAAGGUCUGCAGCUGAAGUAAUCAGCUGGGUUUCAGAGAAGCAAAUUGUCGUUAGAAAUUCAGUACUUCCGUUCUCACAAUUUCUUUCUCUUUGAUGUUUUUAAUUUUUGAGAAAAAAUUCAUGGUUCUUCGUUUAUUUUCCUUCAUCUUCUCACUGGCUUUACUAGUAAGGAAUUUUAGAUACUGAAAAGAAAUUAGUGCCAAAAGUUUUGUAAUAAAAACACUUAAAAUGUAUAGUGUAAUUACAUAAGAUUAAAAAAUUAUUCAAACAAA
Schistocerca cancellata (South American locust) is the source of this 1333-nucleotide messenger RNA. RefSeq lists its product as uncharacterized. The record is from RefSeq and is a predicted model, not a curated record. The transcript has 4 exons. Gene Ontology annotation, biological process: heme oxidation. Gene Ontology annotation, molecular function: heme oxygenase (decyclizing) activity. The coding region runs from base 326 to 1081 and encodes 251 amino acids. Lineage: Eukaryota; Metazoa; Arthropoda; Insecta; Orthoptera; Acrididae.